AAAACAUAUUGAUGUAAUUCAUAUCUUGCUGUAAUUAUGACAGAGAAAAAGCACUAUACUUUCCUAGAUGCUACUGUAGGAUCUAGACAAAAACAAUAAAAUUACAACGAUACAUAUUAUAUACUAUACUAGCAGCGAAGAUGAACCGGUUUAUUACCCGACGACGCUUUCCUCGCACCAAGCUAUCCGAUCUGGCCUCUUGGGAAUUUGUUGGAAAGAAUUUUGAUUCAUGCAUAUAAAAAAUGCACACCACAUUUGCCAUCUCGUCACUCGUUUGUCGGUAGACGGAGAGUGAAAAAUACACUUACAAAUCCGGAUGGUAUAUGGGCAGAUUAGCGAACUUGGCCACUAGCGAAGGGGCCAAGAUCAAUAUCAUUAAUUUAUGCCCGCCUUUCCUUAUAUACACAUAUACCAUACAGUGUCCGCCUACUGUAACAGUGUCCUAUGGUAUCAACCCAUGUUGUGGAUGACUGGUUGGGAAGUGUAGUCCUCCCAGUCGCUUCCGCCUUGCUGCUGCCGCUCCACCAGAUCCAUUGGCAUGAUGAAACCACACCAUGUCGAAGUAAUGACCCAUUAGUCCAUGUUCCGCUCUACCGUUCUUCCCACUACGUCAGAAAGAACAGAGGCUAAAUUUUUAUAUGGGUCAUGUGUAUUGUGUCGGCACAAUUACAUUACUCACCGCUUAUUACAAUUAUCCGCUCCUAAGUGCAUGCAGACAUAUGCCGAUAUCAUUAUGGUUGUGUUCACUUAAGCCAUGGGCGUUGUUUCGUUGCACCUACCGGUCAUUGGUGUAAUCGCGUGGGCGUACCUCGUGACUGUCGUUGAUAAAGCUUCCUCAAUUGGUUGCUUUGUUUGUGAUUCUAUCAACAAAACGGAUCCAUUUUGCGAAGAUCCUUUUCAUCCCUUCAACAGCACAUACGUUGACGUCUGCAUGGACGGAAGAGCUGGGAUUGUCGGCACCUUUCCCGCCAGAUACUGCAUAAAAAUGAAAGGAGAAUCACUUGAGGAUCAGACAUUUUUGUACAUUCGCCGCUGCACUGUGGAUUCGCUAGGUGAUCAGAACGGAAUUUUUGUUUGGGAACGAAUCAGCUAUAAAGGUCAUGUUUUAACCUGUGAUUUUGAUGGAUGCAAUGUUGCAACGAAGCAUUUGGCUGAUAAAAUUAUUUUGAUGUGGGCCUUACUUUUUGCUUUCGGCUUUAUGUUCACGAGAAAUUUAGUUUUGGUAGCACCGAGAUGAGAUGAAUGGGAUAGACAAUCCAUCUCCAAUUCAGCUUUGGCAUGUUGUACUAGAGAAUAUAGUACUACCAGUUAGCUUUUCAAUUCGGUAAAGUUUUUAAUUUUCAUGUCCACGAUCAUCGAUCACUUCUUCAUCGAAAUCAGUCUAUGGUUUGCUGCUUAACUGAAUUAGAGUAAAGGAUGCGUCCAUUCGCCAUUAAGAA
Messenger RNA from Paramacrobiotus metropolitanus, 1439 nucleotides. RefSeq lists its product as uncharacterized. The coding region runs from base 755 to 1237 and encodes 160 amino acids. The record is from RefSeq and is a predicted model, not a curated record. The transcript is spliced from 5 exons. Lineage: Eukaryota; Metazoa; Tardigrada; Eutardigrada; Parachela; Macrobiotidae. Gene Ontology annotation, biological process: positive regulation of voltage-gated potassium channel activity; regulation of synaptic transmission, cholinergic; sleep.